Molecule: messenger RNA, 3809 nt
Organism: Brassica rapa (field mustard)
Lineage: Eukaryota; Viridiplantae; Streptophyta; Magnoliopsida; Brassicales; Brassicaceae
Product: dentin sialophosphoprotein
Source: RefSeq, a predicted model, not a curated record
UGAUCUUGUUUCAAUUGAUUUUUUAUCGAUUGUAAUCUGUUGACUAGUGAUUGUAUGGAAAAUGGGUAUUGACGUGAAGGAAACAUGCGCAAUAUUAUGGAAAGUUAUUGGAUUCUCGAUGAGCACAAGCAUCAAAUUCAUGAGAAACCACCCAAUCUUGUCUCUGGUUUCCAUGUUCUUACUCGCGUUAUACAUUCUCCUCCCCUCCUUAUUAUUCUUCUUGAUAUACUCGUCGCCGGUUCUUGCAUGUGUUGUAGUGUACGCCCGAGAGAAACUGGGAUUGAGAUUUUCCGGUUCCUCUUCGGGGCCAGAGAGUUGUCAAGGAGAAAAGAAAGGUGGUAGAUGUCACUUAAGACAACAAAGAAGUGUCCGAAGAAACGCUCGAAUGAAGGUUGAGGAAUGGGAUUCACAAACAAGCGACGAAGAGAAGGACAAAGUUAUCUUGACCUCUCUCUACAACGAUCUCCUCGGACGUACACCACAAUUCGAGGAGUCUCCAAAAGCAAUAGAAACCAACGUAGUAGAAGAAGAGAAAGAUAAGGCUUUUGCUGAAGAAGAUUCAAGAAUGUCUUCUCAAGAUUUGGGUUAUCUUAACGUUGAAGAAGAGCCAAUGGUAUGCAACUGUGAGGACAAUGAAGAGAAGAAACAUGAUGAUGGUAAAGAAGAGAUCAUGAGCAAUGUGAACGAACAUGGGAUCUCAGAGGUUGAGAGAAACAAGAGACUAGAGAGUCUAAUCGCUAGAAGAAGGACAAGACGACUCUUUAAACUAGCUUUAGAUCAACAUAAUAAGCUUCAAGCUGAAGAGACAACCAGCCCUACACAGAACAACAACCUUCAUAUUACGGUUCCGAGGAACAAUAACAACAACAGUUUUGAAAAGCGUCGAAGCUAUCAAUCAGGUUUGCAAGUUCCAGGGUCAGCGCCUUCUGUGAUGCUACAAGCGAGAAGCCCUUUCGAUAUUCCUUAUGAUCCUCAAGAGGAAAGACCUAAUCUAACUGGAGAUAGCUUUGAUCAAGAGUUUUCAUUUUUUAACCCUAAUGAUAUGUUCCUUUGUCGUCAUGAGAGUUUCUGCCGUUUUGCUCAUUUUUCUCCAGAACAUGCUCAGUGUAUGAACAGCCCAGUUCCUGCUUCAGACAUUUCCACUACUAGGAAACUUUUAGAUUUGGACAAUGAGUAUAUGGAUCAUAAUGAACAAAACAUCUCAUGCUACGUCAAACAAGUCACAACAAAGGAUGAUGAUAAAAGCGUUGAGAGCGGGAAAAAUGGAGACGUGGAAGUUAAUCAUGAGACAGAUACAAGUGAAGAAGAUGAUGAUACUUCAAGUUGUUCAGAAGAAAGUGAGGCAGAACUCAACCGUUUCAACAAAGCAGAGCUCAGAGAAGCUAUAAGCCACUCGAUGGAUAAGUUUCCUGGGUUUCUUGUGAAUCAAGCAAGAAACGACAUCCCAAGCCCAUUACCUAGAGGCUUAUUAGCGCCAAGACUCGAUGAUAACAACAUGUUUUAUGCUCGCAGAGGCGCAAGUUCUCACAACCGAACAUUCUCCAUUGCCUCAGAUAUGCAAGUUGAGGUUUCAGAGCUUGGUUCACCUCCUACGACGGUUGAUUGGCUUGAUGACUGGUCUAACGGUGGAGAAUCAUACACGUAUGAUACUGAUAUUGAUAGAGAAAUCAUCCGCGGUGAAGAAUCACGUAAGAGGAUCUCUCAACAAUGUGAAUCAAGAAGUGGAACUGGAACAAAAGAGGAUGAUAAUGGGCUAGUGACUAAACCAUAUCAGAAAUGUUUGUCAGAUGAACACCUUAGGACCGCUGAUGAGAUGUCUUUGAUAGAUAGAAGAAGCCAAACCAGAGAGAAUUUUGAGAUGAGACCUUCUCGUUCAAGUGAUGUGCCCAAGUCUAGAAGCUAUGGAAAAUUAGAUGGUUUGUUGUUCCAUACGAGUGUUUCCUUGUCUUCUAUAACAGAAGAACCUGAAACAAUCUUGGACUCGGUCGACGUGGGAAACAAGGUAUCUCUAACUUCUGGGGAUUCAUCCAUGAAGAACUUGACUGAUGAGGAAGUUGUUGGUGUUAGUGGACCUCCAAAGAUUAUGGAUUUAAGUAGCAUUGGUCACCAACAGAAGGAUAAGAUCUUGAAUAGCAUUCAAGGAGAACAUGAUACAGAUAUUCAUAUGAAGGAGCAUGAGAACGAAAAACCAAAGGAAUGUGAGGCAGCUCAGAGCAUCUUGGAUGCUUCUUUGGACGCUACCUAUGUAGAAUCUUUUGGAAGAGAGAUAAAAGAUGAAGAAGAGCCAGACUUGGAUAAAUCUACAAAGGAGGUAACACAACAAAGAGAAGAUAAGACACUUCAAGGUGACUUGAUGGGAUUUUGGACAAAAAAAAAAGGUGACUUGAUGGGUUCUCCGAAAUUACAAGAAAGUGAAGUCAUGGAAGAGAAUGGUCAGGAGUUAGUGAAAAAUUCUGAUGAGAAUGUAAAGCCAAUGGAGCAAGAGGAAACUCAUGACGUCUUGGACGCAUCUUUAAUCCAUCCUUGCACACAAUUGUCUGAAGAAUAUGGUAAUGCAAAAAAUGAUAGUGAUGUGAUACUUAUACAAGUUCAGGAUGGUAAUAACUCAACAUUGGAUGACUCAACUGAUCAGCAAUUCUCUAAAGAAGGAGAAAGUUCAGGGUUAUUGAAAGAAUCGACCCAAGAAAGCAACAAUAUAGUUAACAUUGAGGAAGAAUCAAUAGGUUUAGAAGACGCUCCUAAUUCACAACCAUGGACUCAACAGCAAGGUACAUAUUCUUCCCAAAAACCGGAGCAUGACGAGAUUAUCUCUCAAGAUAUUGCUAAAGAUAUGGAGUAUGAAAACACAAAACCAAUGGAAUAUGAGGCAGAUCAGAGCGUCUUGAAUUCUUCUUUAGACACUCCAUGUGUAGACUCAUUUGAAAGAGAAAUGAAAGAAGAAGAAGAACCAAACUUAGAUAAUUUCACAAUGGAUGUAACAGAACAAAUAGAAGGUAAGGCACUUCAAGGUGACCUGACGAGUUCUCAUUUUCUUACAAAUUUACAAGAAAGUGAGGUCGUGGAAGAGAAUGAUCCGAAAUUAGUCAAAAAAUCUGAUAAGAGUGCAAAGCUAGUGAAACAAGAGAAAACUCAUGACGUUUUAGAAGCAUCUUCAAUCCCUCCUUAUACACAAUUGAUUGAAGGCCACGAAAAUGCAAAAAAUGAUUGUGAUGUGACACUUCUGAAAGUUCAAGACGGUAAUCACUCAACAUUGGAUGAGUCAACUGAUCAGAAGUUCUCUAAGGAAGGAGAAAAUUCAGGGUUAUUGAAAGAUCUUCAUGCUGAACCGACCCAAGAAUACAAUAAUAUAGUGAAUGUUAAGGAAGAAUUAAUAGAUUUAGAAGACGCUCAUGAUUCACAAGGUUCACAACCAUGGACACAACAGAACGGUACAGAUUCUUCCGAAAUAAUAUCACCAAGAACAUCGGAGAUCACCCAAAGACCAGAGCAUGACGUCUCUCAUGAUACUGCUAAAGAUAAAGUUGCUACAGAAGCUAAAGACUCAACUGAUACUCAGAAGAAUGUUGAAGAGAAUCUGAAACAUGAGCAAGUUAUAGAAGAAGAUGUGGAAAAGGAAUUGCUUACUUUACAAGCAUUGCACCAUAACACUGGUUUAACGGCUAGGGAAGACGAUGAAGAAUCCAAGAAAGUGGUUGAAGCAGUGCACAAUUCAGAGACCAAAACAUCAAAGACGGAAACAGAUCCUUAGGCUAGUGUUUUAAAUCAUAAAUGGGGAUUUUAUACAUAAAUUAUUGAAGGAUAAAUCAUAG